AUGAAAGACCAAAGGGUCACCUUCUCAAGACUGAAUCUGGCCAAGGACACUAAGAGGCAUCAAAGACAACCUAAGGGUGGGAAAAGCUCCAUUUCAGUAACAGAACAGGAAAUAACCCACGAGGAAUUAAACCUUCAAAAUGCUGCCCUGAAUCUCCAGGGGGAAGACAAGCCGUGUUCCCACACAUUCUUACCGUUACCUCCAGACAGGCACCAGCUCACGGCUGAGAUCCUGGGAGUCAUCUGCAUUGUCCUGCUGGCCUCUGUGUUAAAAAUGAUAGCUUUUAGUCCCUGUAAGUUAACACAGAAGCAGAACAAGUCUCUCCCAAAUUGUCAGAAAUCUCAGAAAGGAUAUCCUUGCAGUCAUUGUCCAGAGGACUGGUUCACAUAUUCCAACAAUUGUUAUUACUUUAGUAAGGAAUUCAAAACUUGGAAUGAGAGUUUGGUGGCCUGUGCUUCUAAGAACUCCACUCUGCUUUACAUAGAUAGUGAAGAAGAAAGGAAAUUUCUGAGCUCCUUGUCAUGUCAGUCAUGGAUUGGAGUCUUUCGUUACAGCAGUGGUCAUCCAUGGGUGUCAAUAAAUGGCUCAACUUUCAAACUUCACAUAUCAGAAAUAAAACAUAAGAGCUAUACCUGUGCUGUGCUACGUGAGAUAGACUUCAAUCAGAAGGAUGUGGAUCUUUACAAACAUAUCAUUGUAAGCACAGGUGUUGGAAGUAGAGCACCUGAGUUUGGAGUCGGCCAUGUAAUUAUAUAUUUUUUGAAAUGAAAACAAUAUUAUGAUUGCAUAAGACAAAAUGAAUUGUAAUUUGUUCUAAUAAUGAAAAUAUUUUCACAGUAACAUUUUUAGUGUCAUAUAUACACCACAAAUCACAAUAUAGCAUUCCUUUUGUAUCUGGGUACUUUUGCUCAACAUUGUAUUUAGCAUUUCUAAAAAUUGCAUAUUAUGAGAAUCUGUUCAUAUGAAACUUCAAGAAUAGGCAAUCCUGUACAGACAGAAGAUGGAAUAGUGGUUGUAAAAAACUAAGGGGAGGAAUAGGAUGUGACCACUAAUUACUACAUUUUUUUCUCUUUGGUGUGUUGACAAUUUUCUAAAUUUCAGAGUGGUUUUGGUCAUUACUCUGUGAAUAUACUAAGGUUUACUGAUUUAUACAUUUUAAAUGGGUGAAAUUUAAGCAAUCUACAUGACAUCUCA
Messenger RNA from Nycticebus coucang (slow loris), 1194 nucleotides. RefSeq names its product NKG2-C type II integral membrane protein-like. The transcript is spliced from 6 exons. The coding region runs from base 1 to 768 and encodes 255 amino acids. Gene Ontology annotation, biological process: positive regulation of natural killer cell mediated cytotoxicity; stimulatory C-type lectin receptor signaling pathway. Lineage: Eukaryota; Metazoa; Chordata; Mammalia; Primates; Lorisidae. The record is from RefSeq and is a predicted model, not a curated record.